AUGCCCGAUGGCUCACUCUUCAUCUUUGCAGAUACUUCCUCAGAAAUCUUUGACGCAGCAGCCAACGAAACCAUCAAGAAAAUGCCCACCAUGCCCGGAAUGCACAGAACCUAUCCCAACACGGGUGGUAGCGUCAUGCUACCUCUUAGCGCAGGGAACAACUAUGAGCCUGAAAUCAUGAUCUGUGGUGGCGGACAAACACAAGCAAUUGACAGCCGGUGUGAAGCAAGUUGCGGACGGCUGAAACCGAUGAGCCAGAAUCCAAAGUGGCAUAUGACUGGAAUGCUAGGGCCUCGAGGAAUGGUAGAAGCUGUCUUACUUCUCGAUGGCACCGUGCUCUGGAUCAACGGCUGUCACAUUGGUGCUCAAGGGUUUGGCCUGGCCCGCGACCCAGCCUUGGAGGCUCUUGUCUAUGACCCGCGAUCAUAUAGAUGGACUGUAUCUGGGAGAACCACGAUUGCGAGACUUUAUCACUCUGUGGCCAUCUUACUCCUGGAUGGAACAGUCCUCAUCGCCGGAAGCAAUCCAAAUGAAAUGCCGGUCACGCUGCCACAUGUCGAAAUGAACAACCAGUACAAGGCCUUUCCCACCGAAUUCAGAAUUGAGAUUUGGACCCCGCCAUAUCUCCGUGGUGACAAGUCGUAUCGAAGACCCCGCGACAUCGGCCUGUCGACUUACAGCCUCGCCAGAGGGACCAGAUUUAGCAUCGAAUUCAGCACAAAGGAGCAGGUCGAGACGCUGGACAUUAUCCUCUACAGUGGGGGCUUCAUCACGCACUCGGUUCACAUGGGCCAGGUAAUGGUGUACCUCGAGAACAAUGGCGCCGAGACCUUGAGCGACGGUCGGCGGAUGGUUGAGGCACGCAUGCCUGAAAAGAUCAAACUGGCUCCUGGGCCGUAUGUUGUGUAUGUGGUUGCAAACGGGAUUCCCGGGAUAGGACAGUUUGUUACGUUGCGCGUUUGA
Molecule: messenger RNA, 963 nt
Organism: Fonsecaea erecta
Lineage: Eukaryota; Fungi; Ascomycota; Eurotiomycetes; Chaetothyriales; Herpotrichiellaceae
Exons: 1
Coding region: 1-963 (320 amino acids)
Source: RefSeq, a predicted model, not a curated record